Eimeria acervulina is the source of this 613-nucleotide messenger RNA. RefSeq lists its product as hypothetical. The record is from RefSeq and is a predicted model, not a curated record. Gene Ontology annotation, molecular function: 3',5'-cyclic-nucleotide phosphodiesterase activity. The transcript has 6 exons. NCBI's taxonomy places the organism in Eukaryota, Apicomplexa, Conoidasida, Eucoccidiorida, Eimeriidae. Gene Ontology annotation, biological process: signal transduction. The annotation marks the transcript as partial.
UUGUGGUUUGCAGCGUGCACGCGAGCGACCUUUAUCUGCUUCUCGGCGCCUCGCGAGUUUAGUCGAUGUCAGUUUGGAGUUAGAAGAAUAUUACAGAGAAAUGCGGGAGAGCAAGAAGCAAACGAAGAAGGCGGCGGAGACCCUCAAGAAGAAGAACAGCAAAAAGAAGCAAAAAGAAAACAAGAGCCUCUCGCAUAUACUCAGCAGAGAUCCUGUUUGGUGGAUGUGCUCAACCGCUUCACUGAAAGUGCGGAUUCCGCCGAACCACGUCAUUCAGUCUCAGUUUAACCUCGCUUCCGUUUCUUCCUUCGAUGUGAAGGCCUACACAAUGCAUGAUCUCUUAGACUGGGAUUUUCAUGUUUUGUCUCUUCCUGAGCCUGAGGCAGUGCGCCUUUGCCGGGACUUGUUGGUAUACUACGCCGAACGCGCUGCUCUCGGCAUACGCGGAGAAAUAAUUAUGAAUUUUUGCGGGGCUUUGCAUGCAAAUUAUCUGCCGAACCCUUAUCAUAAUUUCUACCACGCUCUUAACGUUGUCCAGGGGUUGUGGUUUUGUUCGGUGUCUUCGUUUGACGAGGGUGUAGCCAGUAAUGUCUUGGGCUUCAAACGCAUGUGA